Molecule: messenger RNA, 1954 nt
Organism: Gossypium raimondii (Peruvian cotton)
Lineage: Eukaryota; Viridiplantae; Streptophyta; Magnoliopsida; Malvales; Malvaceae
Product: sugar transporter ERD6-like 8
Exons: 19
Coding region: 324-1748 (474 amino acids)
Biological process (GO): transmembrane transport; carbohydrate transport
Cellular component (GO): membrane
Molecular function (GO): sugar transmembrane transporter activity
Source: RefSeq, a predicted model, not a curated record
ACAUAUGACAAAUAUCUGAGACAGACCAGAGAUAUUUUUGUUCCUGGAUUUUAUCAUUUUACAGCUUUGCUAAUUCUAUGUUCUCUUUUUUGCAAACCAUAUAAAUGCAUGAUUUUGGAUACUGAAGCAUGCAAAAGCUGAAGCUUACGGACUUACCAUUUUUGCUUUCUGGUCUAUGUAAUUUCUAUCAAAAUUUCAUUGCUUAAACAGGAUCAUAAAAGAUUCUCCUUCAUUCAUGUGAGCCAGUAGGAAAACGCAGGAAAAAUAGAGAGGAAAAUUGCAGGUUAAGGACUGCAGUGCAGGGUAAGAGUUUCAUAAGGAAGAUGAAAAUGGCGGACUCACAGGAUAUUGAGAAAGGAUCAAGUGGCAGCUUGUAUCAGCCGUUUUUUCAUAAAGAUGAAAAACAACAAAACUCUCACGAUAAUGGUAAUCUGUUUAUGGUUAUUCUCUGCACAUUUGUUGCAGUGAUGGGCUCUUGUGAGUUUGGCUCAAGUAUAGGAUACUCUUCGCCUACUCAGCAAGGUAUAAUGGAGGAACUUGGAAUGUCCUCUGAAGAGUAUUCAAUGUUUGGAUCCAUACUGACUAUCGGUGCAAUGGUUGGUUCAAUCUCUUGCGGGCGUGCUGCUGACCUCAUUGGCCGUAAAGGGACUAUGAAGAUGUCAUCAAUCAUCUCCAUUGCAGGAUGGCUCAUAAUCUAUUUAUCUCUGGGACCUCUAUCUCUAGAUGUCGGAAGAUUUUUAACAGGAUAUGGGAUUGGUGUUAACUCCUAUGUGGUGCCGGUUUUCAUUGCUGAGAUAACCCCAACACACCUUAGGGGGGCUUUAUUAACAGUACAUCAGGUUGCUAUUGCCACUGGUCUGCUGGUGGCAUAUGCAGUAGGUGCAUUUGUUUCUUGGAGAACACUGGCUUUAACUGGAAUGAUUCCAUGUGCUGUUAUGAUUUUGGGGCUAUAUUUCAUCCCAGAUUCCCCUAGAUGGCUGGCAAUGGUUGGCUGCCAAGCUGAGUUCAAUGCUGCACUUCAGAAGCUUCGUGGAGAUACUGCUGAUGUUUCAAGAGAAGAAGCUGAAAUAAAAGAUUCUUUGGUAACGCUUCAGCAUCUUCCAAAAGCCACUGUGUUGGAUUUGUUUCUCAAACGAAACUUACGUUUACUCAUUAUUGGAGUUGGACUGAUGGUGUUCCAACAGUUCUCUGGUUACAAUGGAGUAGUUUUCUAUGCAAACCAAAUUUUUACAUCUGCAGGAGUUCCUCCAAAUGUUGGAAGCAUUCUCUAUGCAUGUUUACAGAUAAUUGUUCUUUCACUUGGUGCUGUUAUAAUCGAUAAAGCUGGAAGAAGGCCUCUCUUAAUGAUUUCUGCAAGUGGAAUGCUCCUUGGCAGUCUACUUACUGGAGCCUCCUUCUGUUUGAAGGAACAUGAAUUGGCUUCUGAUAUGGGUCCCAUGUUCACAAUAAUUGGCAUCAUGAUAUAUAUGGGCUCCUAUUGUCUUGGAUUGGGUGGAAUUCCAUGGAUUGUAAUGUCUGAGAUAUUCCCUCUCCACAUCAAAGGCAUUGCAGGCAGCCUCGUAACAUUGGUCAGCUGGGGUGGUUCUUGGGUUGUUUCCUUCACUUUCAGCUUUCUCAUGGACUGGAAUUCAUAUGGUACAUUUUUGAUGUUUGCUAUAUUCUGUGUAGUAGCGAUAGUGUUCACCUGGAAGUUGGUGCCUGAGACGAAGGGACGUACCUUAGAAGAAAUUCAGGCUUCCAUGGAGUAGAAAAUAGGACAAAGAAUAGAAUAGGAUUGGACCCACUGAUCCCAUUGCUAGGGCAGUGUAGUCCAGUCCAACGAGUGUAGAAGAAGUAGAUGUUAUUUGAACUAGUGGAAGUGCGUUUAAUUGUUGAAAAUGUGGGAUUGAGUUGAUGGGUGUGCAAUUCACUAAAAAUAAUAUUUUUAUGUUUAAAUCAUAAAUAAAUAGUAGUA